AUGAGUGAUUCGAAACGAAGUCUAUUUAGUUCAUCAUCAAGUUCUUUUCUUCUAAAGAGUCCACACAGAUCUCCAAUGCGUGGGCGUGAAAAUGCUUCAUCUUCAUUCUUAAAUGUUACGCCAACGAAAAAAAUCAAGAAAAACGAUGGAAACAAAGAACAUGGUAAUGCACUACAGAUAUUUCUUAGAGUGAGACCUCUGAAAUCAACAGAAACUGAUAGUUGCGUUGAAGUCGAUGGCAACCAAAUUACUCUUCGUCCUCCAACAGCUAGAAAUCAGACAAAACUCUUUGAUUUUCAAAAAGUAUUCGACGAAAACUGUACCCAGGAAGAAGUCUUCAAUGAAAGCUUCUUGAAAUUAAUUCCUGCAUUAGGAGAAGGCAGAGACAUGCUUUUAUUCGCGUAUGGUGUUACAAGCGCAGGAAAAACGUUUACAAUCGAAGGAACUAAUAGUAAUCCAGGAAUUUUGAAUAGAGCAUUAACAACAAUUUUAUCUCAAAUGAAUGGACCUCUUAGUAUGUACACAAAGCUUACAGUUUCAUGCUUUGAGAUAUUUAACGAAAAGAUAUUUGAUCUUCUUGCUCAGAACUCGAAUAGUAAUAAAUCUAAGAAACUUUCACCACGUGGUGAGUGCAAAAAUCAAUUAACACUUGGUAGGUACUCAGAUGGACGCACUUCCGUUGAAGGCGCUAGUGAAUGGGCUAUAUCAAACGAAUCUCAAAUUUCAGAUCUUCUUCUCAAAGCAAAUAGUGAGCGUCAUAAAGCAGAGACAACUUUCAACCAUAAUUCUUCAAGAAGCCAUGUAGUUUUCAGGAUUAUUUUGCAUAGAGAACAUCAUUUACCUGUAUUUGUUUCAAUUGUUGAUCUUGCUGGAUGUGAAAGAACAAAAACUCUCGGCGAUGACAGGAUGAAAGAAUCCGUAAAUAUUAAUAAGUCUAUGCUUGUUCUUGGAAAAUGCAUAAGAUCACUUGCAACAAAACAGUCAGCAGUUCCUUAUCGAGAAUCAUUGAUUACCAGAUUAUUUAAAGAUUUCUUUGAAUCGCCUGGUAAAUGUGCCGUUGCAGCAGUGAUUGUAAAUAUUACUCCUGGUGUUGAACAAUUUGAAGAUACUGCAUUUUCACUCAGCUUUGCUGUUGAUGCAUCAGAAGUAUACACAACUACUGCAAUAGAUGAAAGUUUAUUAGAUGAUGCAUUUGAUAUCCCAACACCAAACUACGGAGCAGUUAAAUCUGAUGUUUUAGCUCAAGUUCAGAAAUAUUUAGAUUCUGUCGAGCAUUGCUAUCAAGAACAAGUAACUCAAUUGAUGGAGAGAACGAGAUGCGGAAAUAGACUAUAUGCUGAAAUGUCGGAUACUGUGCCACGUGAACAAUAUGUUGCGCUCCAAAAGGAAAAUAAUGAACUUAGAGAACAGCUUAAUGCAGCUCUUAAAAAGAUUAGAGAGUUAUCAAGUGGUAAUGAGAUUUAA
Trichomonas vaginalis G3 is the source of this 1464-nucleotide messenger RNA. RefSeq names its product ATP-dependent microtubule motor activity, plus-end-directed. Lineage: Eukaryota; Parabasalia; Trichomonadida; Trichomonadidae. The coding region runs from base 1 to 1464 and encodes 487 amino acids. The record is from RefSeq and is a predicted model, not a curated record. Gene Ontology annotation, molecular function: microtubule motor activity; ATP hydrolysis activity; microtubule binding. Gene Ontology annotation, biological process: microtubule-based movement. Gene Ontology annotation, cellular component: microtubule; nucleus; kinesin complex. The transcript has a single exon.